UCGCUUUGAAGGGUCAGCCUUUGGAUGUUGUGCGGCUCUUCCGUUUUCAUGGGUGGUGUAUGCCGGGGCGGCGGCUCCGGGAUCUUUAGUUGAGAGCCGAGGCGGCGGCCUCGGGCAGCGGUGCGACGGUGGCCCCAGGAGGUAGGGCUGUUUGUCGGCAUGGCUUGGGUGAGGACCUUGAGCUGCGUGGGCAGCAAGGUUGUCGGCUCGGUCGACGCGUCCCAGCGGGGGCGGUUGGACGGCAUGUCGGGGCGGCGGCCCCGGAUGUGGUGCGGCGUUCGUGGUCUGCGUGCGGUUGUCCUGAGCAGUGCGGGCUGCGGACUGCUGUAUCAUACGGCGUUGUUGCUCGAGGGUGAGCGGUGGCAUGUCGGGGCGGCGGCCCAGGAUGUGGUGCGGCGUUCGUGGUCUGCGUGCGGUUGUCCUGAGCAGUGUGGGCUGCGGGCUGCUGUAUCGUGCGACGUUGCUGCUCGAGAGUGAGCGGUGGCAUGUCAGGGCGGCGGCCCCGGAAGGCGGUGUUGGUUGAGUGCGUAGGGCGCAACGGAGCAGUGGAUGUCGAGGCGGCGGCCUCGGGAGAUUUGCAGCUUCGAGGGCAUGGACCUCGUGUCGUGUGGGCGACGUGGUUGUCAUCGGAGUUGGUCAUGGGUGGGCUUUGCCCUGUGUGUUAGUCUUUGGGGUGUGCUGGGUCCUUGUUGUUCGGGUUUUCGCCCGGUUUUCCGUAAUUAACUGGGCAAUUCUCUUCUGCUUAAUUAAUAGAUAAGGCAAUCUUUGCCUCCGUUUUGAAAAAAAAAACAAAUGUGCUUUGUUUCUUUAGAGUAAACUGAGCUUCUCAUCGCAGUUUGCAGGCCCCUCGUGGUCUCAAGCCGAGUAGGAGGACUGUCGUCAAAUCAGGCAGCGUACCUACUGCGCCCCUGUUUCGCCAUAGACCUGUUUAGUCUAGUUUAUAUUAGUACCAGAGGAGAGAUCCAUGGAGCCAACCAGCUGCGGAACCACAAAACCGGAAGCCCAGAAUGUCGAAUAAUCGGAUGUGACAUGUUUACAAAGGUAUUCCUACUGAAGAAAAUCGACGGGAUGGUGGGAAAAAGAAGUGGAGAAAUGAAUAAUUAUUGCACGGUUGGUCGACACAACUGAGAGCCGACUCUUGAUUCUGCUCGCCGGAAUAGUGCAUCAGUAGUGCGGGCGGCCAUGGACCAUCAGCAAGGCUCCACCACCACGCGCCCCGGUUUUGAUUUGCCCGUUCAGCGAGCUGAUUAGCAACUUGCUUACUGUGUUGUGUUUCGACGUCCGUCCGCAAGCACCAUAUAUACCUAGGCCUUUCCCUCCUUUCUUCACACAACUCGCUCGCUCUCCUCUUCCUCCCUCUCCUCGCAACAGCAGCAAGCAAGCGGUUUCAGUAGCUUGCUCCUUCUUCUUCACAGCUUUGAUCGGAACUCGCCAACACACCCACAAUGGCGGCUUCAGUAGCUUGCUCCUUCUUCGACGACGACGAGCCGCUCGGCCAGCCCGGCAUGCCGUCUCUGGACGCGUGCGCGCUCUGCGCCAAGCCGCUGGAGCGCGACAGCGACAUCUUCAUGUACAGAGGGGAUACGCCCUUCUGCAGCGAGGAGUGCCGCGACGAGCAGAUGCAGCUCGACGCCAUCUGCUCCAGGAAGGCCGCCCGGAGGCAGCAGCACCUCUCGUCGGGAUCGGAGGCCCGGCGCUGGCAUCAAGAGUCCGGGAAGGUGGCGGUCGCGAGCUAGCCAGAAAGCUCGUGCCUCGUGGCCCAGUAGAGCAGAGAACCCGGCUUGAAUCAACGGGAUGAGACGAAAGAGAUUGAUGUCUCUAGUUUGUCACGCCUGAGCCGGAGAAGCAGUGAAGAAUCUGAGAAAGAUCAUGCGCUGAGGCUCCGGCCAUCUUGGUCGCCCACUCGAUUCAUCCUUCUCCUGGCUCCUUGUGAGCCCUGGUUGAUGCAACACCAUAUACAAAUUGGAAAUCCCCAUUUCAACA
Triticum aestivum (bread wheat) is the source of this 1983-nucleotide messenger RNA. RefSeq names its product FCS-Like Zinc finger 1-like. NCBI's taxonomy places the organism in Eukaryota, Viridiplantae, Streptophyta, Magnoliopsida, Poales, Poaceae. The transcript has a single exon. The coding region runs from base 1446 to 1736 and encodes 96 amino acids. The record is from RefSeq and is a predicted model, not a curated record.